Molecule: messenger RNA, 2034 nt
Organism: Colletotrichum spaethianum
Lineage: Eukaryota; Fungi; Ascomycota; Sordariomycetes; Glomerellales; Glomerellaceae
Product: copper amine oxidase 1
Exons: 4
Coding region: 1-2034 (677 amino acids)
Biological process (GO): amine metabolic process
Molecular function (GO): primary methylamine oxidase activity; copper ion binding; quinone binding
Source: RefSeq, a predicted model, not a curated record
AUGGCACCACCGCACCCUCUAGACCCCCUCUCAUCUGCUGAGAUCGAAAAGGCCAUUGCGGUCAUCACAAAGACCCAUGGCGAGGUCUUCUUCAACGUCGUCUCCCUUCACGAACCCCGCAAGGCCGAAUUGACAAGAUGGCUCGCUUCACCCUCGACGACACCCCUCCCCCGCCGCAUCGCCGACGUUGUGGUGAUUGCCAAGGGCGGCAAGGUCUACGAUGGUCUCGUUGAUAUUGCCUCCGGCGCAAUCACGAAGUGGGAGCUCAUGGAGGGCGUGCAACCGAUCAUCACUAUGGAAGAACUGCAAAUCGUCGAACACAUCUGCCGCACCGACCCCAAAGUCAUCGAGCAGUGCGAGAUCUCCGGGAUCCCCGCCUCCGAUAUGCACAAGGUCUACUGUGACCCCUGGACCAUCGGCUACGACGAGCGCCACGGCAACACCGUCCGCCUCCAACAGGCCCUCAUGUACUACCGCCCGGACCCGGACACCUGUCAGUACCAGUACCCGCUCGACUUCUGCCCCAUCUACGACGCCGACAAGCAGGCCAUCAUUGCCAUCGACGUGCCCCAGGUCCGCCGUCCGCUUAGCAAGGCUGCGCCCAUCGAUUACCACCCGGCCGCCAUCCAGAAGCUGGGUGGUUACCGUCGCGACCUGAAACCCAUCAACAUCACCCAGCCGCAGGGCGUCUCUUUCAAGAUGUCCGGGCGGGAGAUUGCAUGGCAGAACUGGAAUUUCCACAUCGGCUUCAACUACCGUGAGGGCAUCGUCUUGAGCAAUAUCACCUACAAUGACAAGGGCAACGUGCGGCCCAUCUUCUAUCGCCUGUCGCUGGCUGAAAUGGUUGUGCCGUACGGUAACCCGGAACACCCGCACCAACGCAAGCACGCCUUUGACUUGGGCGAGUACGGCGCCGGGUACAUGACCAACAGUCUGGCCCUGGGCUGCGACUGCAAGGGCGAGAUCCACUACCUCGACGCCGAGUUCCCGACACGCAACGGCAGUGUGAGGACGAUCAAGAACGCCAUUUGCAUCCAUGAGGAGGACAGUGGUAUUCUUUUUAAGCACACCGACUUCCGUGACGACUCUGUGAUCGUCACGCGCGGGCGCAAGCUCAUUAUCCAGCAAAUCUUCACCGCCGCCAACUACGAAUACGCCAUCCAAUGGAUCUUCCACCAAGAUGGCACGAUUCAGCCUGAAAUUAAAUUAACGGGUAUUCUCAAUACUUAUUCGCUUAAUCCGGGCGAGGACACGAAGGGCUGGGGCACGCAGGUCUACCCGGGCGUUAACGCGCACAACCACCAGCAUCUCUUCUGCCUCCGCGUCGACGCAAACGUCGACGGACCCCGAAACACAGUCUUCAUGGUCGACGCCGUGGCAUCUGAUGCACCCGUCGGCUCGCCCGAGAAUUACUACGGCAACGCGUUCUCGGCGCGGCGCACAAAGCUCGACACCACGGGCAAGUCCAAGACGGACUACGAUGGCUCCACAAGCCGCACGUGGGAAAUUGCCAACACGGACAAGAUUCACCCGUACAGCGGCAAGCCAGCAUCUUAUAAGCUCGUCAGCAGGGAGGUGCCGGGGUUGUUGCCCAAGGAGGGCUCUUUGGUAUGGAAGCGUGCCGGGUUCGCAAGGCACGCGGUGCACGUCACGAAAUACCGUGACGAUGAACUCUGGCCCGCGGGCCGCCACGUCCCGCAGACGUCCGGCGAGCCCUCAAGCGGCAUCCCCGAAUGGAUCGGCGACGGCACCGAGUCCAUCGAGCAGGAGGACGUUGUGCUCUGGCAUACCUUUGGCGUCACGCACAUUCCCGCCCCCGAGGACUUCCCCGUCAUGCCCGUCGAGCCCAUCACGCUGCUGCUGCGGCCGCGCAACUUCUUCACAAACAACCCCGUCAUGGACGUGCCGCCCAGCUACUGCAGCACGCCGAGCCAGGUCGCCGCCGGCAAGGGGGUGCUGGAUGCGGCAGACAAGAUUAGCAAGCUGGCGUUCGCGGAGGGGCAGUCGUGCUGCGCGGAGAAGAGUAAGCUGUGA